This is a messenger RNA of Henningerozyma blattae CBS 6284, 1140 nucleotides long. It is a transcript of the gene QCR2, whose product is annotated as ubiquinol--cytochrome-c reductase subunit 2. Gene Ontology annotation, molecular function: metal ion binding. Bases 1 to 1140 code for a protein of 379 amino acids. The record is from RefSeq and is a predicted model, not a curated record. The transcript has a single exon. Gene Ontology annotation, cellular component: mitochondrion. NCBI's taxonomy places the organism in Eukaryota, Fungi, Ascomycota, Saccharomycetes, Saccharomycetales, Saccharomycetaceae.
AUGUUAAGAUCAGGUUUAAGAAAAUCAAUGUUAGCCCAAAGUGCUAGAUUCUAUAAUGUGUCUGCUGUUGAUACUCCAAGUGCAGUUUCUUCCUUAGCUGUCAGAGUCCGUGGUGGUUCAAGAUAUUCUGAUAAGGAUGGUGUUUCUCAUUUGUUAUCUAGAUUUAAUUACCAAGAUACCGCUGAAAAAUCCUCUCUAAGAUUAGUAAGAGAAUCUGAAUUGUUGGGUGGUAAAUUACAAUCUACUGUCGAUAGAGAAUAUAUCACUUUAUCUGCUCAAUUCUUGAAACAAGAUUUACCUUAUUUUGUCGAAGCUAUUGGCAAUGUUUUAUCUAAAACUUCAUUCAAUAAAUGGGAAUUAACAGAAUCUGUCUUACCAGCAGCUCAACGUGAUUUCCAAGUCUCUCUUUUAGACUCUGUUAAGACUGCUGAAAAUGGGUUAUUCAACCUUACUUUCAGAAACAGUGAUGGUUUGGGUAAGCCAGUCUUAUAUGACGGUAUAGAAGAAAUCAAUGUUGAUGAUAUUAAAAACUUCUCUCAAAAGAUAUAUACAAAGGAAAAUAUUGAAAUCGUUGGUAGAGCCGUCAAUGAAGCCGACUUGAAAAAAUUCGUAGAAGAAUCAGCAAUCUCUCAAUUGCCAACAGGUACAUCUUUGGCUAGCUCUCAACCACCAAAGACUUUCAGUGGCGAAGCCAGAUAUAGAUCUGCUGUUUUGGGUGAAAACGUCUGUGGUAUUAGUGUACCUGUCAAGAAAGAACAAUUCGAUGAAUUUGAAGUCUUGGCCAACUAUUUGAAAUCUCCAUUAAGUGGUGAUUCAAUUUAUAAAACUGUUGAUGAUUGUCAAUUACUAAGAUUCAAUGAUAUUGGUCUCUUUACAUUAUAUGUCAAGGGAACUGAUCCAGCUCAAGUAGGUACUAAUAUCAAGGCUAUUGUCAAUCAAUUAAAACAAGGCCAAGAUAUCACCAAGGCAAUUGAAUUAACCAGAACAGCUGUUUCGAUUGAAAAUGCCUCUGUUGCAAAUGUUAACUUAGUCGAAAAACAAUUGGGUGAUCUUUCCAAGAUAAAGGAAUUCAAAUUGAACGAAUUCAGUUACGUUGCCGUUGGUAAUGUUUCCAAAUUGCCAUUCAAAGAUGAAUUAUAA